Molecule: messenger RNA, 801 nt
Organism: Meloidogyne enterolobii
Lineage: Eukaryota; Metazoa; Nematoda; Chromadorea; Rhabditida; Meloidogynidae
Source: the annotation of a GenBank genome assembly
UUUAUUUCACAUCUCACUCUUCUCUCCUUCCUAAAAAUAAUGCACCUUUUUGUGCCCAAAAUUCACAUAAAGUUUGAAACAAGAGAACAACUCUCCCUUCUUUUAUCGCGCGGCAUAAAAUACGAUUGAAAUUCUUUUAUUUUUCCCCCUAACCCUUUUUUCCUCUUUUCCUUACAAUUUUUAUUUUUAUCCUCAAAGACCGUUAUUUUAAAAAAAAGUUUUUUUAUUUGUUCUUCAUUCACGCCUUUUCUUCUCUACAAAAAUAUGUUAACAACAACAAAUAUUCCUUCAAAUAAUUUUCAAAACCAUUUAACAAACCCCAAACAUUCUUCUAACAUUCCUGAUCGCCCUUCUUCUUCUUUCAAUUUUUCUUCUUCAUCUUCUUCAUCUUCUAUUAAUUCUUUAUCUUCAUCAAAACGAAAAAAGCAAAAUGGUGUUUGGUGGGGAAUUUUGGAAGAAAAAGAAGAAGAAAAUAAAUUUAAUUAUUUUGAUUCUCGUUCAUCAUUAUUAUUAAAUAAAAAUAACAGAUAUUUAAAUCAUCGUUCUUCUUCUCUAAUUCUUCAUAGAAAUGGAACUUUUCGACAAAAAGGACCGGCGCAAAAAAUUAUAUCUGUUGAAAGACCACCAAUUUAUUAUUAUUUAUUUAAAAGAAAUUAUAUUAAUUUACGCGCACAUAAAAGUGAGAAAAGAAAAAAUAAAUGUUCUAUAGUCCAACAACGAUUGUACAGUGAGACCUUUGUAGUUGGAAUAAUUAAGUUCUCUCAGAGUUUAAAGCCUAAAUGUUUCUAUUUGUGCUCGUAG